Messenger RNA from Trichomonas vaginalis G3, 321 nucleotides. RefSeq names its product organellar and viral DNA polymerase type B. Lineage: Eukaryota; Parabasalia; Trichomonadida; Trichomonadidae. The record is from RefSeq and is a predicted model, not a curated record. The transcript has a single exon. Bases 1 to 321 code for a protein of 106 amino acids.
AUGAAUCCGCAAUGUUCUAAAUGUAAAGCAGCAAUUAGGAAAUAUAACUACUCCGUCAAAGAGAUAGAAAGAAUGCGAAACGACUAUGCAGACUUAAAGAAAGAAGCAGAAAAGCCAGCAGAAAAUAAAAUGGACAUGUUAGCAUUUCUGAACAAAAACUAUCCAACUGCUGACGAUUUCCUUCUAUCUGACGUCAAGAAGAAAUAUAAAGAAACUUUCGGCAUUGUUAAAACUUUUGACAUACUGACAGAAGAAAUAGAAGCUACGAAAUUGUUUAGGAUUUCAAAUAUACAUCGUACAAUUCAUGUAAAACGCUUGUGA